GAGAAAAGAUUUGUUGCAGCAAAACGGGGCCGUACUGAAGGGAGGGCCUGGGCCAGCCCACAUGCCGACCCUGCUGGUUCGCAGGGUCCCCCAGUCCGAAGUGUGAACAGGUCCGUUUUGGUCCCCCUCCUUCUGCACUCGUCUCCAUCCCCAUCCCAAAAAGAAUCUCUCUCUCUCUCUCUCUCUCUCUCUCUCUCUCAAUUAAACUUGUGGACUACAUACCAUCGUUCCAACACCUCGACGAAACUUUUGAACAGCAUUUUUCACUUCAUGGGAUGACCCCAAUAUGAGGCAAUAAUCAAAACAAGGUGUAUAUAUCAGUAGUAUUAUUAUCUUAUCCCGUGGGCUCCUUUCAGUUCAUCUCCACAUCCGGAGAGAACUAGAGAAAGACUUAUAACCAAACAAAAAAAUAUGGAAGAAACUGCGAAAAACAACGAUAACAACAACAAGAGCAAUGGGGGAGGGGACCAUACCAGUACUGGUGCUACCGGAAGUGGAAUCAUCGGUUGGUUCGAGGACAUGGCGGAGAACGCGGGCCGAGUCCAGACGGAGAUGCUUCGCCGGAUCCUCGUGCAGAAUCACGGCGUGGAGUACUUGAGAAAAUGGCUGGGAGAUGACGUUGGUAGCGUUGAGGAGAUGGAAGGGAGUGUUUUGGAAUCGGUUUACAGGUCACUGGUGCCUGUGGUUUGUCAUGCAGAUUUGGAGCCGUACAUAGAGAGGAUAGCUGAUGGGGACACCUCUCCUCUGCUCACUCAGCAACCCAUUACUACUCUCUCCUUAAGUUCUGGAACCACUGACGGCAGACAGAAGUACGUACCAUUUACCAGCCAUAGCUCCAAGACCACUCUUCAGACUUUUAGGUUGGCAGCUGCAUACAGAUCAAGGGUAUACCCAAUAAGAGAAGGAGGGAGGAUCCUAGAGUUCAUAUACAGCAGCAAACAGUUCAAAACAAAGGGUGGCUUAGCAGCAGGAACAGCCACAACUCACUAUUUCGCAAGUGAAGAGUUCAAGAUCAAACAAGAGCAAACAAAAGCAUUCACCUGCAGCCCGGAAGAAGUCAUUUCAAGUGGAGACUACAAACAAUCCACCUACUGCCACCUCCUCCUCGGCCUCUUCUUCUCCCACCAAGUAGAAUUCGUAGCCUCCACUUUCGCAUACAGCAUGGUCCAGGCGUUCAGAUCGUUUCAAGAACUGUGGAAACAGAUUUGUGACGAUAUCAGAGAAGGCACUCUCAGUUCAAGAAUCACCAUACCCGAAUUGCGAGAAUCCGUUUUGGGUCUCAUCUCGAAAGACCCGUGUUUGGCCUCGCGGAUCGAAGCGAUUUGCAAGGAUUUACAAGGCUGGAAUUGGUUUGGUUUGGUUCCGAGGCUAUGGCCGAAUGCAAAGUAUGUGUACGCUAUAAUGACGGGGUCGAUGCAGCAUUACUUGAAGAAACUAAGGCAUUACGUGGGGGAUCUGCCGUUGGUGAGUGCCGAUUAUGGAUCGACUGAGAGCUGGAUUGGGGUGAAUCUGGAUCCUUCUUUUCCACCGGAGAAGGUUAAUUUCGCGGUAGUACCGACUUUUUCGUACUUUGAGUUCAUACCACUUUAUCCGCAGAGCCAGGAAUUCAAUUCGGUAGAUGAUGAUUUCGCGGAAGGAGAGCCAAUUCCGCUAUCUCAGGUGAAAGUUGGGCAGCACUACGAGAUUGUUCUAACCACAUUCACAGGGCUUUAUAGGUGCAGACUGGGAGAUGUGGUGGAAGUGACUGGAUUUUACAAAGAGACCCCCAAGCUCAACUUCAUAUGCAGAAGAAAGCUAAUCCUAACAGUAAACAUAGACAAGAACACCGAAAAGGACCUCCAGCUAGUGGUGGAAAGGGGGUCCCAAGUCCUAACCAAUAACAAGGCUCGAGCCGAGAUAGUCGAUUUCACGAGUCACGCCGACGUGGCCGCCUACCCCGGCCACUACGUGAUUUACUGGGAGAUCGAGGGUGAAGUGGAGGAGGGAGUCCUCGGCGAGUGCUGCCGGGAGAUGGAUGCGUCGUUCGCGGAUCACGGGUACGUCGUGUCCAGGAAAACAAAGUCCAUCGGGCCGCUCGAGCUGUGUGUCGUGGAGAGGGGGACUUUUAGGAAGAUUUUGGAGCAUUUUAUAGGGAAUGGGGCAGCUUUGAGCCAGUUCAAGACCCCAAGGUGUACUAGUGACGAGGGGAUUUUGAGGAUUCUUGAUGCUUGCACUGUCAACAGGUUUCAUAGCACAGCAUAUGGCUAGAGAAAUAAAUUAUGCGUUUGGGAUUCGGCGGUGGACAUUGUAUCACACAAAAUUCGAGUCUACGAAGAAGACGAAAAAACACUGAAUAAAGUUGACUUUAUUAGUUUGAGAAUAUUAGGGUUAUAGUCUCUCUGAUGUAAUCUUUGAACAAAGAAAGUAAAUCAUCUCUAGUUCUUCUCUUCGAAUGUUGAAACGAGGGCUUGACGGCUUGAUCUCGAUUUGAAGGG
Molecule: messenger RNA, 2474 nt
Organism: Rhododendron vialii
Lineage: Eukaryota; Viridiplantae; Streptophyta; Magnoliopsida; Ericales; Ericaceae
Product: indole-3-acetic acid-amido synthetase GH3.10
Exons: 4
Coding region: 412-2247 (611 amino acids)
Cellular component (GO): cytoplasm
Molecular function (GO): acid-amino acid ligase activity
Source: RefSeq, a predicted model, not a curated record